This is a messenger RNA of Sorghum bicolor (sorghum), 438 nucleotides long. Its product is annotated as sal-like protein 3. Lineage: Eukaryota; Viridiplantae; Streptophyta; Magnoliopsida; Poales; Poaceae. The transcript has a single exon. The coding region runs from base 1 to 438 and encodes 145 amino acids. The record is from RefSeq and is a predicted model, not a curated record.
AUGCCGGUGACCCCGUUGGACUGGACCUGGCCAUUUUGUGGCAUGGCGCUGCCCGCCGGGUGCCCUUGGGUGCCUCGCCCCCACCGCCAGCCCCCUCUGCAAGCAGCGUGGCUGCUCCUGCAGCCGCUGCAUCACGGACAGCAGCACCGCCUCCUCUCCGCGUCUCGACGUCCUCGUCCGACUCCACCAGCGGCCGCUGCUCCUACAGCUGCAGCGGCAGCACCGGUGGCGGCACCGCCGGUCCCAGCUCCUCCCUCCCGGGAGACGCGAUCCCAGACGGCAUCAUUACCACCGCCCAUCCAGCAGUACAGUUUCACUGCAGGUUCCACGACGCUGGCUUCCCCGCUGCCUGCCAACUCACGUGCUGCUAUGGCGGAUCCUAAUUGGCGGGCGGCCAUGACCGACGAGUACAAGGCGCUCAUCGACAAUGGCACCUAG